UUCAACUCAUAUAUGGCAUAAUGAAAUGUGUUAACAUUAAUGUGGCAGAUGUUUAAAUGUUUCCUGAGAAGUUUUAUGUCAUUAUGGCCAUGACCGGCUGGUUCGUGUAAGGAGAUUGCAGGGUGUAAUCUGUAUGUACCAUCGAAGCCCAGCAGGUCAUUUCUGCUCGCCUUCAUUUCAUAGGAGUGCUUUAAACGGCAAUAAUCCUGGGAUUUCUCUGCCAUUAAGAGAUGGCUUUUGGAAGUGCUGAUGUUAGUGGAUGUGUGCACAUUUACGAACACACAAACGACAGGACCUUUUAAUCCAUUCAUGUUUUCACUUGGAAUGAAGCAGUACAGACAGAAUCAUGCUGGGUGAACUUGUGGAUCAACUUUUAUUACCUGUGAGUACAGGACCACCUUUACUGGAAAUGAUGGGCUGGUAAGUAGUUAAGUGUAGUAGUAAGUGCUAAUUUUGUGAUGUGCAAUGUUUGUGACGUUUAAUAUAAUGGAAAUACGUUCUGUAACAAAGAAAAUGUCUCAAUAUACAAAUGUUUUAAUUUAAUGUUUGUCAGAUCAACCAAUGGAUAUUUGGACUCGAUAUGCUAAAUGUUUUGUUUCGUUCUAAAAAUCCACAGCUGAGCGCAACCUAUGAUGUGUCUCAUCAUUUUUACUGCGUACUUCCUCCUCCUCCUCCUCCUCCUCCCUCACGCCCCUGCUAUAUGGUCCUGCACACGGUCCUGUCCACCCAGUUGCACGUGCACUCAGGAGAAGAACUGCAGCGUCCUGUGCGACCGCGUCAACAUGGUCGACCUGCCCAAAGAAUUCCCCUGCGAGGCCGCCUCCAUCAACCUCGACAAGAACAGCCUCAAGUUCUUAUCCGAGCGUGCUUUUGGCACUCUCCCUUUGCUCAGGUCGCUCUCAAUCGACCACAACAACAUCUCCUUCAUCACGCCAGGUGCGUUUAAAGGACUCCCCAACCUGCUGGAGCUGAAGUUGGCCCACAACGAGUACAUCCUUUACCUGCACACCCGCACGUUCACGUCACUCAAACGUUUGGAGCGCUUGGACCUUUCGGACUGUAACCUGUUCAACAUGCCAGACCGCAUCCUCAUUGAGCAAAUUUCCCUUAAGGAACUGCUGGUUUUUCACAACAACUUUCGACGUGUGCCGGGCACCAUACGGGGGAUGGAAAACCUUACACAUGUUUAUUUGGAGCGCAAUAAGAUUGAAGCGGUGGCUUACAACUCUUUGCUGGGUCUGACCAAUCUCAAAUACCUCAAUCUACAGGAGAAUCACAUUAGUGUUAUUCAUGAUGAAGCUUUUAAGGAUCUACUGCUUCUGGAGAACUUCUACCUGAAUGACAAUCUGUUGGUUGACUUACCCCAGCAAGCUUUCAAAGGCCUAAGCAACUUAAAAAUGUUAAACCUGGGUGGGAAUCUCUUGACCAACAUCUCCAAAACAUGGUUCAGUGAUCUGGUGUAGCUAGAAGUGCUGUACUUGGAUCGAAACCGCCUGGUUUAUAUCGAAGAGGGCGCUUUUCAGAACCUGACAAGCCUCAUCACACUACACCUCAACAGCAACAAUCUCACAACUUUGCCAUUCACCAUAUUUCAGCCCAUUUAUUUUAUCGGCCGCCUGUAUCUUUUUCGAAACCCCUGGGAGUGCAGCUGUGGCCUGAAGUGGCUCAGAGAAUGGAUGGACAGUUACAAGCUAGUGAGAGACAUUCCUUGCGCAUCGCCUUCCUCGGUGGCCGGCCUGGAUCUGAGCGAAGUGGUCUACGCCCGUCUGUACGGGACCUGCGUGGAUCCGCCAGAGCUCAACCUCACCACACCGGUUCCUGACUACACCACCACAGAGAACAAGUUCAACAGUCUCAUUUCCAAACUGCUCCAGCAGGAACUGAGAGAGGAGAUGAUCAACUCCACAAACGCUCUGAGGAACGGCACCCAGCAGGACUCAGCCGAGAGUCAGGUUUCUGCUGGACCCGGACUGUGUGCUCUUUAUAAAGUCUUGCUUCUUGUGUUACUUUUUCAAGCGCAGAUUGGCUUUCUGUCUGACUGCAUUAAUGUCUGUUGAGAUGCUUUCAAGAAAGAAAGUCAAGUAGAAAAACGUUUAGAUUAGAGGCUGUGAUUCACUUAGACAUUUUAUAUAUGGGUUUGGAUUUCUGAUAUUGGAGGAUUAGAGGUGACUGUGUCUUUAACGCGAUACUCGUGGCUCACAGAGACCUGGGUUUGAGUCAGACCCGCAUCAUGUCCCGAUGUCACGCCUCCUUUUUCACCCCCAUUCUCCUGUCUGCACUUUACGGUCUUAUUUCAGCAAAGGUAAAAAAAAAAAAGCCGGAAAACAUAUUUAAGGAGAGAAACAAGCAUGUACCAAUGAGACUUGAUUUCUUAAAAAGUGGAUUGUAAUAUUUAGUGUGAACUGCAGUUAUUGAAAACAAACAUGUUUAUGACAUUGUAUAAACACAAAAAACAACUAUUAGAGUUUACUUCAUUUUCUUGUGUGUUAAUU
Triplophysa rosa is the source of this 2492-nucleotide messenger RNA. RefSeq names its product nyctalopin (gene nyx). The transcript is spliced from 2 exons. Gene Ontology annotation, molecular function: protein binding. The record is from RefSeq and is a predicted model, not a curated record. NCBI's taxonomy places the organism in Eukaryota, Metazoa, Chordata, Actinopteri, Cypriniformes, Nemacheilidae. Gene Ontology annotation, cellular component: plasma membrane.